Oikopleura dioica is the source of this 504-nucleotide messenger RNA. The record is from the annotation of a GenBank genome assembly. NCBI's taxonomy places the organism in Eukaryota, Metazoa, Chordata, Appendicularia, Copelata, Oikopleuridae.
AUGGCCCACGAGUUUACUGAAGAACAGAUUGAAGAAUUCAAGGAUGCCUUCGAACUCUUCGACAAGACCGGCGAAGGAAUGAUCAAGUACGGCGAGUGCGUCAACCUUGCCCGAUGCUUCGGCUACAACCCAUCUGAAUACUCCGUCCUCCUCCUCCUCUGCGGCGGUGACGAGGAGAACUUGCCAAGCAAAGAAGACAUGGCCACCAAAUCGCUCUCCUUCGACGACUACUUGCCAAUUCUCUGGGCCAUUUCUAACUCCACCGAUCCCGGAAGCUACGAGGACUUUUUGGAGGGUCUCAAGGUCUUCGACAAGGACGGCAACGGAACUGUCAACUCUGCCGAACUCCGACACGUCCUCACCUCUCUUGGUGAAAAGCUUACCUCCGCCCAGUUUGAUCAGCUCACCGAGGGUAUGGAGGGUCCCAACGGCGCCAUCAACAUUGAGGAGUUCAUCAAGAAGAUGAUGUCUGAUUCCGAUGAAGUCGAACCUGCUGCUGAAUAA